Messenger RNA from Myripristis murdjan (pinecone soldierfish), 1088 nucleotides. RefSeq names its product caveolae associated protein 4b (gene cavin4b). NCBI's taxonomy places the organism in Eukaryota, Metazoa, Chordata, Actinopteri, Holocentriformes, Holocentridae. The transcript is spliced from 2 exons. Gene Ontology annotation, cellular component: cytoplasm; caveola. Gene Ontology annotation, biological process: regulation of gene expression. The record is from RefSeq and is a predicted model, not a curated record. The coding region runs from base 1 to 945 and encodes 314 amino acids.
AUGACGGACAAACUGGGCAUGCAGGCGGGCGGCGGCGGCGGGGACGACCCCGGCAGCAUCAUGGCGCUGCUGGAGCGCGUGGCGGGCAUCAUGGACACGGUCCAGACCACGCAGCAGCGCAUGGAGGAGCGUCAGCUGGAGCUGGAGAACACGGUGAAGACCAUCCAGGCCGACGUCACCAAGCUGACCAGCGACCACGCCGCCACCAGCUCCACGGUCGACCGGCUGCUGGAGAAGACGCGCAAGGUCAGCUGCCACAUCAAGGACGUCCGGGUGCGCGUGGAGAACCAGAACCUCCGGGUGAAGAAGGUGGAGGCCACCCAGGCCGACCUGCUGGCCAAGAACAAGUUCAGGGUGGUCAUCUACCAGGGUGAACAGGAAGUGAAGGCCAUCGCGGCUGGCAAUGAGCCACCGGAGACCAGCGGUGGCAGAUCCGGCUCCAGGGCCGAGGUGGAACCAGACAAGUUCGAGUUCCCCGUGGAGUCCGACGAGGAGUACGUGGUGGUGGAGGAGGCGGACACCUCGGCGGCGACCCGCCUGAAGAAGUCGGGCCUGACGCGCAUCGAGAGCUUCAAGGCCACCUUCUCCAAGCAGAACAUGAGCAAGACCCGCGAGAACCUGGGCACCAAGGUCAACAAGCUGGGCGAGCGCAUCGUCACGGCCGAGAGGCGCGAGAAGAUCCGGCAGUCCGGCGAGAGGCUGAAGCAGUCCGGCGAGAGGCUGAAGGAGUCCAUCGCCAAGAACGUCCCCGCCAAGCUCAACCUGAAGAAGGAGAGGACGGUGGCGGAGGGUCAGGAGGGAGCCGAGGGAGCGACGGAGGGAGCCGUGCCCGUCCCGCCACCCAAGGGCCGCAAGGGCAGCCCGGACGUCGCCAAGGAGGCCGCCAAAGAAGGCCGAGCAGAUGAGUCGGAGGUGCCGAUGUACGACAUGAAGCAGCUGUCGUAAAGCGCCGUGAGACGCUGACGAGGCCCAGAAAAAUUAAAAACCACAAGCGGCCGUUUCUGUUUUCUUUGGACUGUUGAGACGACGAAGAGAGAGUGAAAAAAACGCCAUGCGUUUUUAGGGUGGUUGCUGCUACGCGGGUGGAA